CCUCAGCAGCUGACCCCUUUUUUCCCCUAGGACUUAUAGACCACUGCGCGGGGUCCUUCCCUCUUCGAUUUCUCAAUCAUGGUACUGGCCAUGUCAAGGCUUUCGAGAAUACGUGUUAUGUUUAACCACCCUGAAAUUCGUAUUAUGGAUCUGGAAUAUCUGUUUCCUGCACACACCCCUGGCGGUCUUCAACCCACGGUGCAAGCAUCAGCAGUGAAUUCAACUGGCGACUCUGUGGUCCCAGUGAGACCAGACAUGCUCAAAAGUGAACAUUUUUUUGAUGAGGAGGAUAAAAUGAUGCAUGUCGUCAUUGAGCCAAAGACGAAAGAUGCUGGAGAUUGUCCUGAGGAUGGAUCUUUGGGAGACUGUAGUGAUGAAAUGUUGCGGUCGAGACUUACUACAAUGGAAUGCAGGUUGGCUGAGAUGAGGCAUGAGGAACGCCAUCGCAGUGAAAUGAAGAAGUUGGACGAUGAAUUUAGAAGAAGCAUCGAUAGAACGAAGAAGUCGAUCAAUGACUUGAAAAGAGUACACAGCGAAAUACGGAAGGAGCAGUCGGAGUUGGGUCGUGCCAUAGCAACCCUCAAGGUUCAGGUCGACGAGAGGUACAGGAAAUAUACCAAUGCGACCGACGACCUGUGCCGGGCUAUUUCAUUCCUAGUGCCAUUCCAUCACGGCAUCCUACUAGACAUGGCAGAAGAAAAGAUGAUUCGUUGUUUUGGCAAGAAAUCAUGGGAGAGACUCUGUGCGUCCCAUCUACCACUCCCCAAAUUGGCAAGACGCGUCAAGAACAAACUCAAAGAACGUCGACAGUCGCAUACUCCUUCUGUCGAGGAAUUGAUGUACUUGUUCUCUCAUAUCUAUGUACGAAAGAAAGCGGACGUUAGGGAUGUCACCCACCGUGCCACUCAGGAGGAACUUAAAGAGGCAAUAAUGGCCGUACCAGUUGACGAGCAACCUGAGAACAGGCAGUUCCUCGAGUCCUUAUUCGAAUUUCUAUUCGAGCAACCUUUCGACUCGUAGCAACGGUACAGUUACCACAUACCUGGCAUUGUGUACUUGUUCUGUGUUGCAAACGCAAUAAACACACGACUCUCCGACCUAUUUUAUGUUCCUUGUGACAGUACUGAUGACCGUAUAUGCGUC
Molecule: messenger RNA, 1143 nt
Organism: Pisolithus orientalis
Lineage: Eukaryota; Fungi; Basidiomycota; Agaricomycetes; Boletales; Pisolithaceae
Exons: 4
Coding region: 79-1020 (313 amino acids)
Source: RefSeq, a predicted model, not a curated record